Molecule: messenger RNA, 963 nt
Organism: Drosophila virilis
Lineage: Eukaryota; Metazoa; Arthropoda; Insecta; Diptera; Drosophilidae
Source: RefSeq, a predicted model, not a curated record
AAAUUUAAUAUUAUGCUGUUUAAUUAAAAUGUCGCCAACUAAUCAAGAAUAUCUUGUUUUCUUUCUUCAUAAAUAGCAUGAGAGAAUUGAGCACAGCUCUAAGUAUUUUGCUCCACUUUGUUGGUUAUCUAAAAUAAUAUUUCACAAAUAUAAUGAUAAAAAAUAAUAUUUCCCAGACUUACGAAAGCCUUUACCUUGGUUUAUGACUCUCUCAAGCUUUAUCGCAAUUGCUAUAAUAUACAGCCAAAAAAUUCUUUAUGAUGUGAUCAAAAUCAAGGUCGUUUUUCAUAUCAGUGCACAUUAGAUUAACAUAUAAAUCAAGAGAUCCAUCAAUUUGUGUCAGUCCAUCAUAAUAAGCGCUUCACUGCACAUGCUCUAAAAUGUUUCACUUCUCGAAGAACGUUCUGGUUUUUAUAGUUUCCUUGGCCCUGCCAUCCAGUUUAAUGGGGCAGUGCGAUGUCUGCCAAACUGAUGUUCCAGUUGCCUGCCACAGUGAAACCUCAUUUUCGAUCUGCCUAAAUGGCAUUCCGACAGAGGAUUAUAUAGAAUGUCCCACGGAUUAUCAUUGCACCGGGCAAAAAUAUAUAUGUUAUCCAAAAGCAAGCGGAACUACCAAUUGUGUAACUGGGUCAAGCACCACGCAAACUACCACCACAGAAGCCCCAUGGGAUCCAGACACAUUUUGUAAGGAAACUCAAAUGGGAGGCUGGUAUACAAAUAAAUUGGAUCCCACCUGUGCCACGUACGUGCAAUGCGAAAGUGACAGUAAUGGGUGGACUGCCCUAGUCCAGGAGUGUGGAACAGGAUUUUGGUUUAACGGAGACUACUGCGACAAUGAAAAACCAGAAAGUUGUACAUAAACAUUUUAUUACUUGCCUAUACUGUCUCACUCAUUUGGUUUCUCCUCUCCUCUAAUACUUUGAAAUAAAUAUAAAUAUUCUCUGUUCUGUUCACACUACAAAA